Amoebophrya sp. A120 is the source of this 484-nucleotide messenger RNA. The record is from the annotation of a GenBank genome assembly. Lineage: Eukaryota; Dinophyceae; Syndiniales; Amoebophryaceae.
GUGUGAUAGGGACGACGUCGAAAGCACACCACUGGUGGGCCGCGAAGACGAGGGCUUAUUUCAUCUUCCGGCAUUCGAAGAUGCAACGGAGCAGUUAGUGAAAAGCCAAAACAUCUACUUUUCGCCGCACCGGUUAGAAUCUGUGGGAACAGCGUUGGGCCACGCUCUGGCAUCGUUCCUGCAAUGCACGGAUGUUGAUCAACAGUACGAGCGAGGAACGACAAAGGAAGGGAAAAAAGUAGAUGCUCCGCAGGUGCGAAUGUUGGCAGAGAAGCGGCUGGAGGAAGCGAAGUUGGUGGUUGGGGGGAGCAAUAACAACGACCGAAACGACGAGAACUACGGCCAUCUCGGAGUCGUACACGACCACGAUCGCAAAGUAGAAGUCGUCUCAAAAAAACACGACGUCUGGGCGAGCUGCGAGGAGAAACUGCAAGACGCGUGGAAUGCUGCGCUCGAGGACUACUUUCUGACUCUUCCCGCCGAC